CUGGAGCAGUGCAGUAAAGUGGUUACAUCCUCCUGACAAGAACCUCCUCAGAAGACGGUGAGAGGAUGGCUUUACCAAAGGCUGUAGGAUACGUGUUUAUUCUUCUGGCUAUGUGCUGCAUUCUGGAACAUCAAGGAAAUGGAGACUCUCUUAUUGUUUUCUCCGAGGAAGUAAACAAUACAAAAGGAUCCCCAAUUCAUGCCAGAGAAAAAAGAGCAACUCUCGCUAGUUCCACUGAUUAUGAGCUCCAAGCUGUUAUCAGCGUCUCCAAUGGGGAGAGUCUCCGACAGUUUUUGAACAAUCUCAGCUUUCCGUUAACAAUCAACGGCACAAGUGAAAUCACCAACAUUGACGUAACAACAAUGUGUUCAUCAACUAUGACUGGAUACCAGUGCAGAUGUGCAGAGAGCUUUGCUUGGUCGUAUGACACCUGCAUUAAAUAUGGAGCCUGUGACGCCAUCUUUGGUGAAAUGUGUGGAUGCAUUAACAGCAUCCCAGAUGACGGCCAGUACUGCCAACCAAACAUCAGUCAAACAGAUGCUGUGUUCAGUGAUUUAGUCCUUGACUUGCGCAUCCCAAUUUCCAGUGUGCCUGUACCCUCAAACUUUAUUAAAAUAUUCACGGAAACCCUGAGAAAUCUUUCCAUUCCUCAAAACAUCACUCCGUCUGUACUGCUGAUAGACGUAAAUUUCACCACAUGGUGCUAUCCAAACUUCACUGGAGGACUGCAGUGUCAAUGUCAGGACGAGUUUGCUUGGUCAUGUGGCAAGUGCAACACAUAUGGCACAUGCAGCAAUGACGCCAGACAAACCUGUGGGUGCAUAAAUGGGUUCCCUUCUGACGGACAAUUCUGUGAACCAGUUUCAAGUAUCAUUCCAUGUCCAGUCCCAACUCCAACUGUGAUGACGGACACGACUCCAGUGACAGCUACAAACUCAACAACAGAAAUAAUGACAGCAGUGCCAAACACAACAAACCUAAUUACGACAACAACCUCAAACACAACCGCGCAAAUGACAAUAACCGCAAACACAACGGUGCAAAUGCCGACAAUAAUGGUGAACACAACAACACCAAUGGCAACAACAACAACACCUGCAAGCACAACAAAACCAAUAAUGACAACAAUGUUAAAUACGACAAUACAAAUGCCGACAACAUUGGCAUCACCAGCCCUUCCUUCUACAAGGAGGACGUUUACCUUAACUCUAAACAUGGAUUUCAAUUCUUCAUUAAAUGACCCAAGCAGUAAAACUUUCCAAGAAAUUAAUUCAGCAAUUCGAAAUGAAAGUGAGGAACACAUCUCAACUCUACAAUCAGCAGAGUUAAUUUCAUUCAUAAGCGGAAGCACCAUUGCUAUUUAUAAUGUUAGUGCUGCAUCUUUUCAAGACACAGAAAUUGAAGCACUUAAAACUGGAUUAUUUACAACACUGCAAGACAGAUACCCCAUCUUAUUCGACAGUUCAGACCCCUUCAAAUUUGAGCCAACUCAAGUAUUUUUUGAGAAUUCAGUGAAUGUGACAUGUGGACCCCCACCAGAGAAUCUCAAUUUUGGUACAGACUGGAAAGCUGAGUGGAAACAUAAUCUCGACCCCAUACAAGAAGAUGAAAAUCACAAGAUUUCAGAACCAGAUGGGAUAGCCACAUUAACAGUGAUCAAAUUUUCCGAAGCUGACAAUGGACUUUAUGAAUGUAGGCUGAUCCGAGAUAACGAUUCAGGUUUCCGGCAGAAAUCCAGUUUCAACGUGUAUCCCACCACUCCAACAAACAAUGGUGUAAAUCUGGCCAUUCAGACCCUACAGAAACGAUCUCAGAACUUGAAUGCUGCUUCACUACCAGAUUUCUUGGAUGAGCUCAGCAACAUCACUGUCAACUCAACUCAGGAAGUUGCUACAUCUCCUGAUACCAUCAGGUCCAUUGUUCAAAUACUCAGAAAUGUAGCCAGUUUUAUAUCAUCAUUAAAUAUCUCAAUAAGCAGAACUUCAAUGGAGGAUGUGCUGUUAACUGUAGGUGUUCUCACCACAGAUGGGGCCAGAGAGUCAUGGAACUCUCUGAACACCAGAACCAUGUCAUCAACAAGAAGUAACGACUCCACCGCUGAAAGUGUCAGCUCAUUGUUGUUGCAGUCUCUUGAGACUAUAACAUUAGGCCUUACCAAUGGCACUUUUGACAUUGAUACUCCUUUUAUUAUCUUGAACCAAACUACAUUCACAGACACUUUCAGUGCUGACUUCAAUUCUUCAGUUGAGAUAGACAUACCAGAGUCUGAUGGAGGAAAUGAGUCAAUCACUGUUAUAACAUUCUCCUCAAUGGAUAAUGUACUCCCUGCAAGAGACGAAGGCAAUUCAUCCCUCAACAUUAUCAAUGGAAGGGUUGUACUUGUUCAGUCCAGUGGCACCAUCAAUAAUAUCUCACUCUCAUUUGAUGUCAUUAACAACACUCUUGACAAUCCUAAAUGUGUUUUCUGGAACUUCAGUUUCUUUGAUGGUCUUGGAGGAUGGGAUGACCAAGGCUGUGAGUUGGUAUCCAGUGUCAACGGAACAGUCACCUGCAACUGCAACCAUCUGACCUCCUUCUCUAUCCUUAUGUCACCCAGUGGUUUCAUUGACCCUGUCCUGGACUAUAUAACCUACAUUGGAGUUGGCAUAUCCAUCGGCUCCUUGGUCAUAUGUCUCAUCAUUGAAGCUGUCAUAUGGAGAAAAAUAAGGAAGAACAACACGUCUUACCUGCGUCAUGUUUCCAUUGUUAACAUUGCAAUGUCUCUUCUGAUUGCAGACAUUUGGUUUAUCAUCGGAGCAGUCAUUUCAAAGGAGGAAACAAACAUCCCAGCAUGCACUGCAGCUACAUUUUUUAUCCAUUUUUUCUACUUAUCCCUCUUCUUCUGGAUGUUAGCAUCAGGUCUGCUGUUGCUCUACCGCACCGUCACUGUCUUUGAAGGGGGUUUGUCUAAAACAUCUAUGUUGGCUAUUGGGUUCUCUCUAGGCUAUGGGGCACCCAUCAUCAUUGCAACCAUUACUAUAGCUGUAACUGCACCCAGAAAUGAAUACAUCCAAAGAACCGGAUCCUGCUGGCUCAACUGGUAUGAGUCCAAGGCUCUACUGGCAUUUGUGAUACCUGCACUGUCAAUUGUGCUGAUAAACCUCAUAAUCCUUCUUUUGGUGAUAUACAAAAUUUUGAGGAGAAGGGUGGGGAGUAAUGCUGCACAAACAGCUGAGAAGCACAUUCUUGUGGUCAUUGCCAGGAGUUUGGCUGUGCUCACACCAGUUUUUGGAUUAACUUGGGGUCUAGGAGUCGGAAUAUUGAUCAACCCAAACAACAGAGGAAUCCAUAUUGCAUUCGCAUUUUUCAACUCACUGCAGGGUUUCUUCAUAUUGGUGUUUGGAACACUGUUGGACAAAAAGGUGCGGUCAGAAUUAACAAUUGCAACACAAAAUUUCACAAGCGGAUCAAGGAGCACCAGUGCUGCAAACUUUUCAAGUGGACUGGGAUUUUUCCGGAACUGGAGACGAGAAAGAGAUGGCUACAACGUUUCAUCUGGUCCAACAUCCAGUGACUCUUUCACAAACACAUAAUAAUAUCUGGAGACUGCUCUGGUCAUUCUGCUCACUAAAAUAAGUGUGUACAUGUAUUCACACUGGCUGUGAUUAACUAUACCAUAAGAGUCUAUUUUCCACUACUGGAAGAGUCCAUUAUUGAUAAGAUUAACUGGAAUUGGACUUUUGUUUUAACAUCUGCUGCUACUUUGACUUAGCAGCAAAAAUAGGGAUGACUUCUACUCUGUUUUGCUGCUUGACUCUAUGUAAUAUAGCAAUGUGGACCCAAGUGGACCCUAACACGUUUUUAUUCACACAUUACAGCUGAUUUGAAUAUUGAACUUUUCUGUACUCUAAGACUAGACUUACAUAUUUCCUCACAAAUUUUUUAAUCUGUUUUGCAAUUGAUUACAGUUGACAUUGUGACUGAAAUGUAUCUCUAAUUAUGCCUUUAAUUUGUAAAACAGAGAUCUAUAAUUGCUUUCUAUUGUGAGUUGAUGAAUGAAAAACAUUUUUGUAGUUACAGUUAAAGCCUCUAAAAAGACAAUUUAAUAGGGCAUUCCAUUUACUGACUCCCCGUCAUCUCCUUGAUAUACUCCCCUGACUUAUGCAUUUGGUUUGAAGUUGGCCUAUAGUAUAAUUUUUCACAGCCUGAUUUACAGCUUCUUCAAAAAAAAAAAAAACCAACAACUUUCUCAUCACACCUUUCUGUUGUCCCAAUAGCUAGCUACCUUCUCUCAGCGUUGCCUUGAUCUUGCCCUUCAACAUCUUUAUUAGUGGAGGAUAUUGCGCAACCCAUUGCAGCUAUUCAUCUCCUAGGGCUGUUAUGGGUUGCUGUGGCAUAUUCCUGCUUUUUGGUCUCAGUGGCGGUCAUAGCAAAGAUUGUUUGUAAUGCUACUUUCAUGUCUUCCAGACUGAGAAUGCCCAUCCCCUGAUCUUGGUUUCUGAGGUUCUAGGUGUCUAGCUGCCCUUGUGUUGAGCUUGGAAGGCUUUGCAUUUCAGGGUUUCAAGGAUUUGCUAUUGAUCUUGUACAUCUUGCUAUUGGAGAUGCACACACUGAUCAGCUAAAUAAAUUUUUUUUAACACUU
Mugil cephalus (flathead mullet) is the source of this 4621-nucleotide messenger RNA. Its product is annotated as adhesion G protein-coupled receptor F5-like. Bases 66 to 3572 code for a protein of 1168 amino acids. The transcript is spliced from 20 exons. Lineage: Eukaryota; Metazoa; Chordata; Actinopteri; Mugiliformes; Mugilidae. Gene Ontology annotation, cellular component: membrane. Gene Ontology annotation, biological process: G protein-coupled receptor signaling pathway; cell surface receptor signaling pathway. Gene Ontology annotation, molecular function: G protein-coupled receptor activity. The record is from RefSeq and is a predicted model, not a curated record.